Molecule: messenger RNA, 3896 nt
Organism: Notolabrus celidotus (New Zealand spotty)
Lineage: Eukaryota; Metazoa; Chordata; Actinopteri; Labriformes; Labridae
Gene: senp6a
Product: SUMO specific peptidase 6a
Exons: 24
Coding region: 96-3362 (1088 amino acids)
Biological process (GO): protein desumoylation; regulation of kinetochore assembly; regulation of spindle assembly
Cellular component (GO): cytoplasm; nucleus
Molecular function (GO): SUMO-specific endopeptidase activity
Source: RefSeq, a predicted model, not a curated record
UAUGUGGCUUCCUGCUGUUAGCUUCACUGAGCGGCUCUGAGCAGCUUCAGAUCUGAUGAGCAACACUAUCAUCCGAGGAGGAUCAUGGAAUAAACAUGGCCCACAAUAGAAGCCUUUUCCUGGAAGCCCUGGAUAGGUCAGAGACCAGGCGAGAUGGAGGGUUCAAGCACAACUGGAGCUUUUCUCACUCCGAUGACAGUGAAGAGGAAAGGAGACAUGAUGCGAGUGUGGUGAGCAUGGAGGAGAUGCAAAGGCAGCAGCCCACCUCCCCCGAGGAGAAGAAGGCUCCCCCUCUUAGACACUUCGCCUUCUCAGAUCCUCCGAGGACGUACGAAAACCGGCCAAAUAGUCACGCGAAGCCUCUGAACAGGCAGCCGCCCAAGAGACCCAGCGAGGUAGCAACCAACUAUUUCAUCAUCAGUCCUGCACCUUCACAAGGAAUCGUUUUACAAGGGCGACACUUUCAGCACGCACAGAUGCCCUCCGCAAUAAGGAAGCCAGUCCAAAGCCUCGAUCUGAAGGAAAGCAGAAAUGAGUUCUCCAACAUGCAGCAAGCUGUAGAGCUGGACAGCAUCGUGCUCACCUGUCCAGAGAUCCCAGGUGACGAGGCUCUGAACAUUAAACGUCGUGUCCUGCAGAAGAGGAAACCGCAGGAGGACUGCUGUAGUUUUCCUUCGCCGAUGAAAGCAGCUGAGCCUCUCAGGCCGGGCGUCCACCAGUCAGUCUGCAUGAAGUGCAACAAGGCGAGCGAGGACGGCGGUAAGUGUCAGACCUGCGGGAACGGCACCACGCUGCUCCCGUGUCAGCAGGCGACGCUGUCAUCCCCGACCCCCCGACCACCCAUCAGAUCCCAGCCCUCCCCCGGACCAAACAGCCUGCAGCAGAACUUCUACAAACCGGCCACGACCAUGAGGGCGCCCCGUGGGGAGACCACUCUCCCCAUCCGGAUCACGAGCACCAGAGGAACGCUGCUGCCUCUGAACAACGGCAGGUCGCCUCUGUUAGCCGGCACGUCGAGCUGCUGCGGCGCCAGAAACACGCCCAAAGGGAAGAGGACGGCGGCUCAGAGGCUCGAACUCAACGACCCCAUCGUCCUGUCCAGCGACGAGGAGGAGGAGGCCGACAACGCCAGCACAGGAAGUGUCAACAGACUGGAUAGCGUUUCCCCUCGACCUGCUGACUCGGCUCACUCCUCGCCGGCGCCCUCCGGAGGCCGGGUAGAGGCUGCGGUGAAGAGCCCCGGCGAGAUGGAGGAGCUGGGGGCCGAAUUCUUUGAAGACGUAAACAUGAAGAUCACGAUACCUCGGAGAGCGCGGAUGAAAGACCAGUUUGGAAAUCAGCCUCCUGAGCCGUUCACCCCCAAGACAAAGAAGCCCAAAUUACUGCCCGAUAAGUGCUACAGCAUCAUCCUGGAGUGUCGCAGUGUGAGGAUAGGAACUCUGCGCAGGAUGGUGACCAAACCUGUCGUCUUUUCGAUCGACAGCAUCGAGCUGGAAACUGAAGGCUCAGAGUUAGACACCAAAGAGCAGGUGUGCCUCCAGGCGUCGGGCCUGAUCAGCUGCGAGUGGUGCAGCGUGCGGAAACUUCCGGUUUUGUUCUUCCAGACGACGCCAGACGAGUGCGCCCGCCUCCGCUCGCAGCUCAGCAUGUCCCAGGAGAAGGACGCGCAGUGGUACGACUGUGCAGGAGAACAGUCGGACGAGAAGUUCAUCGUCCUGAUCUUUGAGAACGGCCUGGCGAUGAGCGAGCAGAUGAUCCUGGAGGACAUCCUGGGAGAGAUCGGCAGGACCAACAACCUGAGCGACUUCCCCUCCAAGCUGACCUUCGAGGAGGCCAACUGUCGACUGGUCAACUACAACAAGGCGUCCAAACAGAAGGAGGAGAAGCAGAAGACACAAACCCCUCCUAAAGGCCCCCACGUGUCCCUGGUCACUAAGGUCACUCCUGUGACCCCCGUUACCCCCGUCACCGUUGCUUCCCGCACGCGGAUGGCGACCCGCCAGCACACCAGCACUUACGAUGAAGACGACGAGGAGGACAUGACGGACCUUCAGCCCACCUUCUCCGGACCAAUCAUCAAAUUAAUGGUGUACCCUCCUCCUCCCGCCAAAGGGGGCAUCUCAGUCACCAACGAAGACCUCCACUGCCUUAAUGAUGGAGAAUUCCUCAACGACGUUAUCAUAGACUUUUAUUUAAAAUAUUUAGUUUUAGAGAAAUUGAAAAAAGAAGACGCUCAAAGAAUCCACGUCUUCAGCUCCUUCUUCUACAAGAGGCUGAACCAGAGAGAGCGGAGGAACGCCCCGGACACCACCAACCUGCCAAUCCAGAAGAGAAAGCACAACCGGGUAAAGACGUGGACCCGGCACGUGGACCUGUUCCAGAAAGACUUUAUUUUUGUUCCCAUCAACGAGUCAGCUCACUGGUACUUAGCCGUCAUCUGCUUCCCGGGUCUGAAGGGUCCGGUUUACGAGCAGAACCCGCUCUACAAAGACCAGUUCUCAGCCUCAAGCGCAGACGCCCCCUCAGAGGAGAACAUCCCGGAUCACUGCCGCCCUCUGUCCCCCGAGGGAGACGGCCUGGACAGCUCCUCUGACGACCCGCUGCCCGGCGUCCUCCAGGCGUCGUCAGAGGGUCAGGUCGAUGGUGACCUCGCUAAGGAGACCUUCACGGGGAGGGGGGAGAGCUCGAACACGCCCACGGCGUCACGUAACGGACAAGCGGACACAGAGCGCCAGUACACGAGUGAGCUGCACAGAAUCAGUGUUUGCUAUGAAGACAACACCUUCACCUUCUCUGAUGACCAGAGCUCCUGUCACGAUGAGUGCAGUGAGGACGGCGCCCUGGCUGAAGAGACUCUCGGCUCCGACCCCGUGACUCUGGCCUCCAAACACAACCUCUGCAAACAGCCUUGUAUCCUCAUCAUGGACUCCCUGCGAGGUCCGGCCCGAUCCACCGUGGUCAAAACCCUCAGAGAGUACCUGGAGGUGGAGUGGGACGUGCGUAAAGGGAGUGAGAGGAGUUUCGGGAAGGAUGUGAUGAAGGGCUCGAGCCCACGUGUGCCUCAGCAGGAUAACUUCAGCGACUGUGGAGUUUACAUCCUGCAGUAUGUGGAGAGCUUCUUCGAGAAUCCCAUCCCGAGUUUCCACCUGCCUGUGAACCUGUCCGAGUGGUUCCCUCAGCCCAGGAUGAGGACAAAGCGAGAAGAAAUCAAGGACCUGAUCCUGAGGAUUAAAGAACAACAAGAACUGGACAAGAAGGGCUCCGACAAGACCGGGACUCCAGCCGGCUCUCAAUCGGAGCCCGAGAUCGAAGAGACUUCUGGGUCCACGGACCGGCCUUCAAAUUUCCCCAUCAGCCCUUGAACAAACCGUCUCCUCCUGCACUCCGGGUCCCACUGAGGGAGGGGGGCGGAGCCUGAUUGUACGCUGCUGGUCUCACUUCAAAGUGUCUCUAAAAGGUCCUUAACUCCCUCCAUAGCCACAGACAUUAUACACCUUUAACUUUGUACUGAAUAAAAGUGUAAAUACGCCGAAGUGUUCCCGCUGCCUUUGUAAUUUACUGUUUUUUGACUCGGCCGUGAAGCGGCUCCUUAAGUUAUGUUUUCAUAGAUGUUCUUCUUCUCUGCGGGAGGAUCUGUGCUGACACUGUCGCGCUCUUGCAUCCUUAUUUUUUAUGCUUUCUAGUUGUGUAGAAGAAAAACAAAGACUAUGAUAAAGCCGAGUAGAGGAAGUUGCUGUUCUCUGUAAGUUAUGGAUCCACGUGUCUGGACUGAAGAAAAAACUGUUCCUGUGAAGUUCAGCUCACGAGUCACUCCCGUAGUUCAGUGCUUGUUGUGUCUCUUCCAUGUGGAGUGGAUGAAUUUCAGCAUUAAAGCAAACCGAGAUGCAAGAGCACUC